This is a messenger RNA of Fraxinus pennsylvanica, 1602 nucleotides long. The record is from the annotation of a GenBank genome assembly. NCBI's taxonomy places the organism in Eukaryota, Viridiplantae, Streptophyta, Magnoliopsida, Lamiales, Oleaceae.
AUGGGAGACUCGGCUUGUCUUAUGCAUGGCUUCUCUUAUGCUUCUGCAAUACCCAAUGAAGCCAAACAGGGGAACCCGAUGCACGCUCUCGGGGAGUCAAUUUCAUUUGGGAGGUUUAUGUCGGAAUCUUUGUCUUGGGAAAAAUGGUCCUCCUUCUCAUCCCACAAGCGUUACGUUGAAGAGGCCGAAAGGUAUGCGCAGCCGGGAUCAGUGGCGCAGAAGAAGGCCUUUUUUGAAGCUCAUUACAAGAGAAUUGCUGCUCAAAGAGCAGCAGCAGCAGCUUUGGUUGAUCAAGAAAAUGCUUCCAAUAAUGUUAAAGAUAGUGGGGAUCGUGCCAAUGAUUUGCAAGCAGCCGAUGAACGAGGGGGUGAGGUUAAGAAGCUGGUUGGAAAGGAAGAUUUAGGACUCAAUGCUGGCGAACAUGGUGUAAUUGCUAAAUCAAAUGAAGUAGAAACUGGGAAAGAUGGCGAAAAUGGUGUAAUUGAGGCCUCGGGGGAGACUCCGGCGAGGGAAAAUUCACCGAACAAGGUUUAUAAUGUUGAGAAUCAAGAACCAACUUCUGGAUCAGAGACUAGUGGAACACCACAGAUGGAGAAACCACUGUUGAAGAAAUCCGACCAACGUGAGGAUAAUUCAUCGGUGACAAGCAAGAAAAGAUCAGCACUUUCUUCGUUCAAGUCAUCUAUUCACCGUAAAACGUCUAAAGUUCCAUAUACACCUGCCAAGCCAAUUACUCCUCAUUUCAAGAAAGAACAAAAUGUCACAAGGAAGUUUAAUGUGGACUCCAUGGAUAAAAACAAGUCCUCUCAGAAAUCUCUACGUGCAUUGAUUAAUAUAGUUCCUGCUAAAGAACCAGAUAAAGUCCCGAUUCUUUCGAACGAAAGAACCGGAAGUUUAGGUGUUCCUCCAGUUCCAUCCAAGACGCAAAAGGAUUGUGUGACUCCACUGAAGACUCCGAUUGGGGCGGGUAAAUAUGGUUUGUCUAAAUAUAAUGCAGCAACGCCUCGAUCUGAAGAUAGAAGGAACAAAGCACCAAUCGAUCCCUCGGCUUUAGGAAGCAGAACAAGCGGCCCCAAAUGGCACAUUUUAUCGGCAGUUUGCCCCAAGUCAUUUACGGCCUACCGGAAGAAAUUACAAUCACCAACUUUAUCGACUCCAUUUAUUCUGAGAACGGAAGAAAGAGCUGCCAGAAGAAAACAGAAACUUGAGGAGAAAUUCAAUGCUAAGGAGGCACCAAAGGUGCAACUACAAACAAAACUAAGGGAGAAAGCAGGAAAUGAAUUUAGAAAAUUGCGUCAAAGCUUUUGCUUCAAAGCUCGUCCGCUACCUGAUUUUUACAAGGAACGAGAAAUACCAAAAAAUCAGAUGGAAAAGAGUUCACUAUCCCAGCCAGAGCCAGUGGGAAAAACAUAUUCAAGCAAGAAGCAAGGCACUGUCUCAAUGCCACCUCCUCCUUCCCCUUCAACAUUUUUGACUAAGAAGAAUGGUACUUCCAAGAAUGUAUCAUCGAAAAAGAAAAUUGAAAUCCCCGGCCAUUUUCUUACAUCAAAACAAGAAAGGAUCAAUCAUGAGAACAGAAGCCCAAAUAUUCAGCAAAGAUGA